Molecule: messenger RNA, 978 nt
Organism: Cyanistes caeruleus (blue tit)
Lineage: Eukaryota; Metazoa; Chordata; Aves; Passeriformes; Paridae
Source: RefSeq, a predicted model, not a curated record
CUGCUGCCUUCUCCAAUGCGGGCUCCGUGGCUCAGCAGGUUGCGAAAGCCCCAGGAGUACAUAAAGCCGUCCUUGUCUGGGCACUGCCACCACCAUCAACAUUUGGGCUCUCAAGAAGCUCCAGGAACCAGCACUGUCUGUAAGGGACCCUGCUGCUGUGGGCUGGGGACAACCAGGGACAGGAUGGCUCACACAGAGAGAGCUCUGCCCUGGCUGCUGCUGCUGUCACUGUCCUUGCUGGGCAGCAGCACUGCAGAGCGGGACUGCCGAGUAAGCAGCUUCAAAGUCAAGGAGAACUUCGACAAGACCAGGUACAGUGGCACCUGGUAUGCUAUGGCAAAAAAAGACCCUGAGGGGCUGUUUCUGCAGGACAAUGUGGUAGCCCAGUUCACCGUAGAUGAGAAUGGACAAAUGACUGCCACUGCAAAGGGCAGAGUCAGACUCUUCAAUAACUGGGAUGUCUGUGCUGACAUGAUCGGCUCUUUCACUGACACAGAGGAUCCUGCCAAGUUCAAGAUGAAGUACUGGGGUGUCGCCUCUUUUCUUCAGAAAGGAAAUGAUGAUCACUGGGUAGUGGACACAGAUUAUGAUACAUACGCUCUUCACUACUCCUGCCGCCAACUAAAUGCAGAUGGCACUUGUGCUGACAGCUACUCCUUUGUGUUCUCCCGGGACCCCAAGGGAUUGCCUCCAGAUGCACUGAAAAUUGUCAGACAAAGGCAGAUAGACCUCUGUUUGGACAGAAAAUACAGAGUUAUCGCUCACAAUGGAUUUUGCUCUUAAGGAGGUCCAACCCUGUGGCAAGAAACUACAUAACAGCACCACGGAUGUAAAGUUAACACAUUGAUCAUGUGUUCUCUGGAAAAUGCUUUAAAUGGCUUCAUUUAGAUUUUCAAUAUAUUUAUCUGAGCUGUGUAGCUCACCUUGUUAAUAAAUCAAUGAAACAUUUUAAUAAACUUGGAUUACAGUGGAUGCAAA